Molecule: messenger RNA, 8919 nt
Organism: Bombina bombina (fire-bellied toad)
Lineage: Eukaryota; Metazoa; Chordata; Amphibia; Anura; Bombinatoridae
Gene: PPP1R18
Product: protein phosphatase 1 regulatory subunit 18
Exons: 4
Coding region: 535-1992 (485 amino acids)
Molecular function (GO): phosphatase binding
Source: RefSeq, a predicted model, not a curated record
CCUCCUCCAAUGUCUGAUUAAAUCCCUUCCUUCUCACACACCCAGCAAUCUCACACUACAGGAAUCCCUCUCUCCUUUAUUUAUUUGAUUUAUUUAUUUUUAAAUUCCUGCUUAAAGGUUCUUGCUCAUCCUUACAAAUAUCACAAAAAAACUUUAGAUUUUAAUCUAAAAAAACAACAGAACCACCCAUAAAAAUCCCUUAUUCAAAUGAAGGAUAUCAUAUGGCAUUUAUAAGUAUCAUAUGAUUUGUAGAAGUAAAUGAAAUCACACUUUUAAGAUAACUAAGAAGAUUUAAAGGGAAAUGAUUGUACGCGACUAAAGCUUCUUGAGAGUUGGAUAAUGGAUUUGACUGUAUAACUCUUAUCAGCACUGGAUGAAAGGAAUACAAAGAAGCUAACUGUGAUGAUAAAGAUUGUCCGGUGAAAUUUCCAACAAACCUCAUCAUGCCCCCUGGAGAUUCCUCCCCCAAAACAAACCAAGAACAUUUCUAGGAUAAUCAUUGAAAAGGUUAAGUGUGGAUCUAUCAAAAGAGUGAUGGAGGUCCCAGAUUGGAAGGUUCAUCUCCUGGAAAGGAGGAGAAAGGAAGAAGAGGAAAUGAAGAGGAAGGAUAGGGAAGAAGAGGAGCGGCUCUCCAAAAUGCCUGCAUGGAAAAGAGAGAUUAUCCUACGAAGGAAGGCUAAAGCUGAGGCUUCGAUGUCUGGAAAUAAAGAGGAGGUGGAUUUAGGAGAACAGGAGGAGAAAGAGAAGGUCGAUAAUGGAGUACAAGAGGAAAAAGAAACUCAUGUGUUGAUGGAAAAAAUUGGACCCGUACUGCAAAACCCUUUUAUCCAACUGGAAAAGCAAAGGAGGUCCCCUGAGCCUUCUUAUGGAAGGCCAAAGUCUUCUCCAGAGUCACCUGUACUUCGCAGCUCAAGGGCAGAGGAUUUAGUCAGGGACCCCAAUCCCCAAAGAGAGGAGGAGGUGCAAGAAGGUCCUGUUGAGGACUCAUCACCCGCUACUGAGGACCGGCGGGGGAGGGUGAGUAGGCUGCUCAGCCGAUUUGGCCAUCCAUCAAUAGAGGGGGAGAGUGGGUUAUCACGAAUAAAUGGAGAGGUGGAAAUGACAGCUCAGGCUUUACACUCCUCAUUGAAAGUGGCUGAACAUGAAAUUAAAGUAUCAACUUCCCUUGCACCACCUUCUCAGCCUCCUCCUUUCUGCCCUCAAAUUGCCAUGGGAAGUCAGAACUCAGCUCAGGAAACCACUCUCUCCUCCUCCUUAUCCUCUUCCCCUUCUUGUUCUGACAACGAGCCAUACAUGCUCUCAGCUUCCGUGAGCAUGAGUGGAUUCAACGCAAGGCAUAGCGCUGGAGAGGAAGCCAAACAAUUUCCUUUUAACCUGAGGCCAGCUUCACCAGCUGCUUCCAGGCAAUCAAAAUUGACUGCUCAGCCUUUGUCAGCUCCUGCCAGACCUAACACUGUUAUACAUAACACAAUUAAAGCAGAGACAGAAGAAGAUGGAGGACAGAGCCUCAGUAAGGUUGUUUCCCCUCUACAGGGGACGCCAAAAAAAGGGAAUGUAGAGAACCAGGCCAUGCAGAGAAGAAAAGGCAACACCAUUACCGUUAACCCACGCAAAAUGGUUGUAUGUGAGAAUGGUUUUGUUGCCACAGAGACAAAGACCCCAUCACCCAAAACAGAGACUGGUAAGAAGCGUUAUCCAACAGUUGAUGAGAUUAAGGUGAUAGGAGGGUACCAGGCACUUGGGAAGUCCUGUCUUGCAAAGCACGCCAGGGACAAAAAGAAGAUGAACAUCUCAUUUCCUGAGUCGGAGCUAGAGUGCACCUAUGAAUACCCCUCUGAAAGUUCCCUCCUGUUAGAGUUUGGACCUCCGGAAGAACCAGAAGCCACUGUGCCUUCUGCUCAACCUGAAGAGGAUGAAGAGGAGGAAAGCGCUCUCCUGGGGAGUAUCAUGAGGAGGAAAGCACUGAUUGUAGAUGAGUCUUGUAAGCGCUGAGAGGUCAUCACAAAGUCCUUUGGGUACCAAGCACCAGUCACCUGUACAACUAGUCACUUAUUAAGUGACAACAGUUAAUACUCUCAAUCCAGCACCUUGUUUAUGGUUUCCAUUGUGAAUCCAGCGGUGAUCACAUUCUGAACUAGAAAUGGUGGCUAGUUAAUUACAGUAGUGGAACAAGUAAACAUUAUCAGGUAUAAUGGUUAAUUCUACAAUGUUAACCAGUAGUGGUUACUUCUUGAACUGGAUUAAGUUUACAAUUGUCAGUAGUGAUGAGUAUCACUGGAACUGGUUAGUUUUACCAGUAGAACUGGUUAGGGUUCAUACUCAAACAGUUGAGCUAGUUAAUAUAGAUAGUUAUCUCUGAAGCUAGUUCAUUUUAUUAGUGUAAAUAGUAACAGUUAACUAGUCUUUUUAUACACACAAAAACUAGCUAGUGAGAGAGUUGAAGAAAUUGAUUGUAUUUGAGAAAUAAAAACACAAAAACUAAUAACGAUGUAUGAGGUAGUAAAAUAGCACACAAUUGGCUUUUUGUUGCACAACAAUAUGCAAAAUGUUCCUAUGGAUAUCUGGUCUAAUAGUAAUCUAUACUGUAACUAGCUGUAGUUAGAUUUAACAGUGACCAACCACUAAACUAAUUCUCAAUAUCGUUAUUUUCCUUAAUUUAUUAGCAACUAAACAAGUAAUACAUACUGGUGUAUUUAAAAUGAAACUAGUUAUUGUUACUUAUCUCUUAGCUAGUUAACAAUGUUGGUAAAACUAAUCAGUUUCUUGCUGAACUAGUUAAAGGUACUGGUAAACUAGUUAAUACUCUGGUAAACUUAUUCGCCAGUGCUUGUUACAAAGCGCCACUGAACAAAAGGGCAUACUGGUUCAAACUAAGUCUUAAUACUGGUUGAACCAAUUAGUAUUACCAGUGAGUAUUUUAUCUACAACUCAUUUGGAUUUUUUUUAAUAUACUUUUUAAUAAUUUUAAUUUUGUAAAGAAAUUUGUGUUAGGAGGAAAAAAAAAACAACAACAAAAAUAUUCACCAGGGUUGGCACUCCCUGUAAUUUUCUGAAGUGGACAAUGUUUUUGCUUUUAUGAAAGAAACAUUUUUUUUCCCCCCACAAAAGGUGUUUUUUUUACUACAAAAAAAUUUGUGUAUAUAUGUUGCCAUAUUUCUUACUAGCGAAUGUUUCUGGAACUUGAGUUCUUAUCUGCAAGGACAGAUAAGAAAUCAUCAUAGCCCAGACGGGGCAUAUUUGCUUCAACAAUGCACUGUGUUUUGCACUUAUUUUAAAUAUUUUAAUAUUUGUGUGUGUUUUAUAUCUGUAUCUUAUGGGGGGAUUAAUAUUUUGAAAAUGGAUGUCAAAGCCCCUUAAACUGUGUUUGCUGUCUGAUAUACCAGGUAUGAGUAUGACCUAUACAGUUAAAGUGUGUAUUUUUCAUCAUUGUACAGAUACUCUGCAUCUUUAUACACCACAGCAUAAAUGCCUUCUGUGCAGCACUUUCAUUAUCAGUGAAUAGAUGUACAGCGUCAUUAUACAUUACAACAUGAUAAUUCAAAGUGUAUAGAUAGUCACAUUUUUAUACAAUGAACUGUGUUGAUUGUCAGUGUAUAGAUAUCAGUAUACAGUGCAGCAUGUUUAUUAUCAGUGUAUAGAUACUUAUUAUCAGUAUACAGUGCAGCAUGUUUAUUAUCAGUGUAUAGAUACUCAUCAUCAUUAUACAGUGCAGCGUGUUCAUUCUCAGUGUAUAGAUACUCAUCAUCAUUAUACAGUGCAGUGUGCUCAUUAUCAGUGUAUAGAUACUCAUCAUUAUUAUACAGCGCAGUAUGUUCAUUAUCAAUGUAUAGAAACUCAUCAUCAUUAUACAGUGCAACGUGUUCAUUAUCAGUGUAUAGAUACUCAUCAUCAUUAUACAGUGCAGUGUGCUCAUUAUCAGUGUAUAGAUACUCAUCAUCUUUAUACAGUGCAGUGUGCUCAUUAUCAGUGUAUAGAUACUCAUCAUCAUUAUACAGUGCAGUGUGCUCAUUAUCAGUGUAUAGAUACUCAUCAUCAUUAUACAGUGCAGUGUGUUCAUAUCCGUGUAUAGGUAUUUAUCAUCAUUAUACAGUGCAGUGUGGUCAUUAUCAAUGUAUAGAUGCUCAUCAUUAUUAUACAGUGCAAUGUGCUCAUUAUCAGUGUAUAGAUACUCAUCAUCAUUAUACAAUGCAGUGUGAUCAUUAUGAAUGUAUAGAUACUCAUCAUCAUUAUACAGUGCAGUGUGCUCAUCAGUGUAUAGAUACUAAUCAUCAUUAUACAGUGCAGCGUGUUCAUUCUCAGUGUAUAGAUACUCAUUAUUAUACAGUGCAGCAUGUUUAUUAUCAGUGUAUAGAUAUUCACCAUCAUUAUACAGUGCAGCAUGUUCAUUAUCAGUGUAUAGAUACUCAUCAUCAUUAUACAGUGCACUGUGCUCAUUAUCAGUGUAUAGAUACUCAUCAUCAUUAUACAGUGCAGUGUGAUCAUUAUUAGUGUAUAGAUACUUAUCAUCAUUAUACAGUGCAGUGUGAUCAUUAUCAGUGUAUAGAUACUCAUCAUCAUUAUACAGUGCAGUGUGAUCAUUAUCAGUGUAUAGAUACUCAUCAUCAUUAUACAGUGCAGUGUGAUCAUUAUCAGUGUAUAGAUACUCAUCAUUAUACAGUGCAGUGUGAUCAUUAUCAGUGUAUAGCGACUCAUCAUCAUUAUACAGUGUAGUGUGAUCAUUAUACAGUGCAGCGUGUUCAUUAUCAGUGUAUAGAUACUCAUCAUCAUUAUACAGUGCAGUGUGAUCAUUAUCAGUGUAUAGAUACUCAUCAUUAUACAGUGCAGUGUGAUCAUUAUCAGUGUAUAGGUACUCAUCAUCAUUAUAUAGUGCAGUGUGUUCAUUAUCAGUGUACAUAUACUCAUCAUAAUUAUACAGUGCAGUGUGAUCAUUAUCAGUGUAUAGAUAUUCAUCAGCAUUAUACAGUGCAGUGUGGUCAUUAUCAGUGUACAGAUACUCAUAAUAAUUAUACAGUGCAGUGUGCUCAUUAUCAGUGUAUAGAUACUCAUCAUCAUUAUACAGUGCAGCAUGUUUAUUAUCAGUGUAUAGAUACUCAUCAUUAAACAGCGAAGUAUGCUCAUCAGUGUAUAGAUACUCAUUAUCAUUAUACAGUACAGUAUGAUCAUUAUCAGUGUAUAGAUACUCAUCAUCAUUAUACAGUGCAGUGUGAUCAUUAUCAGUGUAUAGAUACUCAUCAUCAUUAUACAGUGCAGUGUGAUCAUUAUCAGUGUAUAGAUACUCAUCAUCAUUAUACAGUGCAGUGUGAUCGUUAUCAGUGUAUAGAUACUCAUCAUCAUUAUACAGUGCAGUGUGAUCGUUAUCAGUGUAUAGAUACUAUUUAUCAUUAUAUAGUGCAGCGUGAUCAUUAUCAGUGUAUAGAUACUCAUCAUCAUUACACAGUGCAGUGUGCUCAUUAUCAGUGUAUAGAUACUCAUUAUCAUUAUACAGUGCAGUGUGAUCAUUAUCAGUGUAUAGAUACUCAUGAUCAUUAUUCAGUGCAGUGUGAUCAUUAUCAGUGUAUAGAUACUCAUGAUCAUUAUUCAGUGCAGUGUGUUCAUUAUCAGUGUAUAGAUACUCAUCAUCAUUAUACAGUGCAGUGUGAUUAUUAUCAGUGUAUAGAUACUCAUCAUCAUUAUACAGUGCAGUGUGCUCAUUAUCAGUGUAUAGAUACUUAUUAUCAUUAUUCAGUGCAGUGUGAUCAUUAUCAGUGUAUAGAUACUCAUGAUCAUUAUUCAGUGCAGUGUGAUUCAUUAUCAGUGUAUAGAUACUCAUCAUUAUACAGUGCAGUGUGAUCAUUAUCAGUGUAUAGAUACUCAUCAUUAUACAGUGCAGUGUGAUCAUUAUCAGUGUAUAGAUACUCAUCAUCAUACAGUGCAGUGUGAUCAUUAUCAGUGUAUAGAUACUCAUGAUCAUUAUACAGUGCAGCGUGUUCAUUAUCAGUGUAUAGAUACUCAUGAUCAUUAUACAGUGCAGUGUGAUCAUUAUCAGUGUAUAGAUACUCAUCAUCAUACAGUGCAGUGUGAUCAUUAUCAGUGUAUAGAUACUCAUGAUCAUUAUACAGUGCAGUGUGAUCAUUAUCAGUGUAUAGAUACUCAUGAUCAUUAUACAGUGCAGUGUGAUCAUUAUCAGUGUAUAGAUACUCAUCAUCAUUAUACAGUGCAGUGUGAUCAUUAUCAGCAUAUAGAUACUCACCAUCAUUAUACAGUGCAGUGUGAUCAUUAUCAGUGUAUAGAUACUUAUCAUCAUUAUACAGUGCAGUGUGAUCAUUAUCAGUGUAUAGAUACUCACAUCAUUAUACAGUGCAGUGUGAUCAUUAUCAAUGUAUAGAUACUCAUCAUUAUUAUACAGUGCAGUGUGUUCAUUAUCAGUGUAUAGAUACUCACAUCAUUAUACAAUGCAGUGUGAUCAUUAUCAGUGUAUAGAUACUCACAUCAUUAUACAGUGCAGUGUGAUCAUUAUCAGUGUAUAGAUACUCAUCAUCAUUAUACAGUGCAGUGUGAUCAUUAUCAGUGUAUAGAUACUCAUCAUCAUUAUACAGUGCAGUGUGAUCAUUAUCAGUGUAUAGCUACUCAUCAUCAUUAUACAGUGCAGUGUGAUCAUUAUCAGUGUAUAGAUACUCAUCAUCAUUAUACAGUGCAGUGUGUUCAUUAUCCGUGUAUAGAUACUAUUCAUCAUUAUACAGUGCAGUGUGCUCAUUAUCAGUGUAUAGAUACUCAUCAUCAUUAUACAGUGCAGUGUGAUCAUUAUCAGUGUAUAGAUACUCAUCAUCAUUAUACAGUACAGUGUGAUCAUUAUCAGUGCAUAGAUACUCAUCAUCAUUAUACAGUGCAGUGUGUUCAUUAUCAGUAUAUAGAUACUCACAUCAUUAUACAGUGCAGUGUGAUCAUUAUCAGUGUAUAGUUGCUCAUCAUCAUUAUACAGUGCAGUGUGAUCAUUAUCAGUGUAUCGAUACUCAUCAUCAUUAUACAGUGCAGUGUGAUCAUUAUCAGUGUAUAGAUACUCAUCAUCAUUAUACAGUGCAGUGUGAUCAUUAUCAGUGUAUAGUUGCUCAUCAUCAUUAUACAGUGCAGUGUGAUCAUUAUCAGUGUAUCGAUACUCAUCAUCAUUAUACAGUGCAGUGUGAUCAUUAUCAGUGUAUAGAUAUUCAUCAUCAUUGUAUAGUGCAGCAUGUUUAUUAUCAGUGUAUAGAUACUCAUCAUCAUUUUACAGUGCAGUGUGAUCAUUAUCAGUGUAUAGAUACUCAUCAUCAUUAUACAGUGCAGUGUGAUCAUUAUCAGUGUAUAGAUACUCAUCAUCAUUAUACAGUGCAGUGUGUUCAUUAUCCGUGUAUAGAUACUAUUCAUCAUUAUACAGUGCAGUGUGCUCAUUAUCAGUGUAUAGAUACUCAUCAUCAUUAUACAGUACAAUGUGAUCAUUGUCAGUGUAUAGAUACUCAUCAUCAUUAUAAAGUGCAGUGUGCUCAUUAUCAGUGUAUAGAUACUCAUCAUCAUUAUACAGUACAAUGUGAUCAUUGUCAGUGUAUAGCUACUCAUCAUCAUUAUACAGUGCAGUGUGAUCAUUAUCAGUGUAUAGAUACUCAUCAUCAUUAUACAGUACAGUGUGAUCAUUAUCAGUGCAUAGAUACUCAUCAUCAUUAUACAGUGCAGUGUGUUCAUUAUCAGUAUAUAGAUACUCAUCAUCAUUAUACAGUGCAGUGUGAUCAUUAUCAGUGUAUAGAUAGUCAUUAUCAUUAUACAGUGCAGUGUGUUUAUUAUCAGUGUAUAGAUACUCAUCAUCAUUAUACAGUGCAGUGUGAUCAUUAUCAGUGUAUAGAUACUCAUCAUCAUUAUACAGUGCAGCGUGUUCAUUAUCAGUGUAUAGAUACUCACAUCAUUAUACAGUGCAGUGUGAUCAUUAUCAGUGUAUAGAUACUCACAUCAUUAUACAGUGCAGUAUGUUCAUUAUCAGCAUAUAGAUACUCAUCAUCAUUAUACAGUGCAGCGUGUUCAUUAUCAGUAUAUAGAUACUCAUCAUCAUACAGUGCAGUGUGAUCAUUAUCAGUGUAUAGAUACUCAUGAUCAUUAUACAGUGCAGCGUGAUCAUUAUCAGUGUAUAGAUACUCCUCAUCAUUAUAAAGUGCAGUGUGAUCAUUAUCUGUGCAUAGAUACUCAUGAUCAUUAUACAGUGCAGUGUGAUCAUUAUCAGUGUAUAGAUACUCAUCAUCAUUAUACAGUGCAGUGUGAUCAUUAUCAGUGUAUAGAUAUUCAUCAUCAUUAUACAGUGCAGUGUGAUCAUUAUCAGUGUAUAGAUACUCAUCAGCAUUAUACAGUACAGUGUGAUCAUUAUCAGUGUAUAGAUACUCAUGAUCAUUAUACAGUGCAGCGUGAUCAUUAUCAGUGUAUAGAUACUCAUGAUCAUUAUACAGUGCAGCGUGAUCAUAUCCGUGUAGAUAGUAUCAUUAUUCAGUGCAGCAUUUUCAUUAUCAGGUUAACAAUAGUAAGAACAAUUAUAUAUUGUGGCGUUUUCAUUAUUGUUGUAUAGAUACUUAUCAUCAUUAUACAGUCUGCAGUGCUUCAUGUUCAUUAUCAGGUCAUACUCAUCACUGCUGUAUCGUACAGCUUGUCACUUUUAUAGGGAGGUGAUUUUUUUAUUCUUAUUUGUUUUGUUUUCUCAUCGCCAAGUAAGGGCUGUUGUUUGAAAAAAGGGAAUGGAAUGAAGUGAGGGAUUAUGGGAAGAUAAUGCUAAAUUGUUAUAAGAACAAUGAUAGGCUCAUCUACUUGUGACUGCAGUCUCAGAGUUGUAAACUGAGGUUAGGGGGAAACAAAUCUUAUAUGCACAAGCCAAAAAAACAAAACACAGCCCUCAUUUUGUUUUUAUUCUGUCAAUAAAUCAGUAUUCAUAAA